Molecule: messenger RNA, 1419 nt
Organism: Pleurotus ostreatus (oyster mushroom)
Lineage: Eukaryota; Fungi; Basidiomycota; Agaricomycetes; Agaricales; Pleurotaceae
Gene: HAT2
Product: Histone acetyltransferase type B subunit 2
Exons: 10
Coding region: 1-1419 (472 amino acids)
Biological process (GO): regulation of gene expression
Cellular component (GO): Rpd3L complex; Rpd3L-Expanded complex; cytoplasm
Molecular function (GO): histone binding
Source: RefSeq, a predicted model, not a curated record
AUGAAACCCCAAGUCGAGGAGGUCGAAGAUGACUUGGCCGCAGAGGAGGAGAACAAGCUCAUCAACGAGGAAUACAAAACAUGGAAGAAGAAUGCACCAUAUCUCUACGACGUUGUGAUUACGCACGCACUCGACUGGCCAAGUCUGACAUGCCAGUGGUUUCCGGACAAAGAAUCGCCGCAAAACAAGCCGUAUACUACACACAGGCUGCUUCUCGGUACACACACGUCCGGACAGGCUCAAGAUUACCUUCAAAUCGCUACCGUACAGAUGCCCAAGCGGGAUUCCAGCCCUACCUCUGAUAAGCUGGACCGAGGGGACUACGACGACGAUCGUGGCGAACUUGGUGGACACACCAUACCCCCACAGCCCAAGAUCCAAAUCAUUCAGAAGAUUAACCACUCGGGCGAAGUCAACAGAGCGAGAUACAUGCCCCAGAAUCCGGACUUGAUUGCGACAAAGGCUGUUACAGGGGAGGUUCUAGUCUUUGAUCGUACGAAACACUCCAGUGAACCGGAACGAGGUGGUGUGUGUAAGCCUGAUAUACGGCUUGUGGGUCAGACCAGGGAGGGGUAUGGCCUAACAUGGAACCCAAACAAAGCAGGACAUAUCCUUGGCGCGUCUGAGGAUAUGACCAUCUGCCAUUGGGACGUGAACUCUUACACCAAAGCCAAAACUACGAUUGAGCCUACCAAUGUGUUCCGUGGGCACACAUCCAUCGUUGGCGACGUCGACUGGAACCCCAUCAACCAGGAUGUAUUCGCGAGCGUCGGGGACGAUAAAAUGCUAUUUAUCUGGGAUACGCGGACUACGUCUGAGGCUGCCACGAAAAUCCAGGCUCACGAUCGGGAAAUCUUGGCUGUUGCUUUCAGUCCUGCAAAGGAGCAUCUAGUUCUAACAGGCAGUGCUGACAAGACAAUUGUUCUUCAUGAUCUUCGAUCACCAGCGAAGAAGCUCCAUUCCUUCGAAUGUCACACAGACGAAGUCUUGCACCUGGCAUGGUCUCCGCACAACCCAACCGUGUUUGCUUCGGCAUCGAGUGACAGACGCAUUAAUGUUUGGGACCUCUCGCAGAUUGGAGUCGAGCAAACUCCUGACGACCAGGAGGACGGCCCUCCAGAACUGCUCUUCGUCCACGGAGGGCAUACGGCACGACCGACCGAUUUCUGUUGGGCCCCUGGUGAGCAAGAGAACUGGACGGUGUCCAGCACAUCGGAGGACAAUGUCGUCAUGGUUUGGCAGCCAACAAUGCGUAUAUGGGCUGGAGACGAAGUCAAGGUUGAUGAGAAGGAACUCGAAGGUGACGCCAUGGAAGGCAUCGAAGAAACCACGCCAAGCGGGAGCGGGCAGGGCAAUGCGAAAGGGAGUGCCAGCCUGCGAAGCCAAAGUAUGAGUGUUAGCGCGAACGGGGACGACUAA